CUGUGGCGCUCACGUUCCCUGCUGAACGACGUUCGCCGAGAGGACUUUGGCAGACCUUAGCUAAAAAAACACACACACACACGCCGACCUUUCCACCAGGAAAACAAGAAGAUGGCGGCGAUGUGGCCUGCUCGGAUGUGGAAAUCGCCAGCGUUGUUGGCGCGGAGUUGUGUGGCGUUGACUUUCACCAGGGCAAAUAGUAAAGGUGAGCAAAAUGACAAAGGGUGGUUUCGAUCAUUAUUCGUCCACAGAGUAAAGCAGAGAAAAGAUGCUCACUCUAAUCUUCUUUCCAAGAAGGAAACUAGCAGCUUGUAUAAAAUGCAAUUUCAUAAUGUGAAGCCAGAAUGUUUAGAUGCCUACAACACCUUAUCGGAGCAAAUGUUGAAAAAGCUACAUGACGACUCUGACUACCCAUGUGAGAUUGUGGGGAGCUGGAAUACGUGGUAUGGUGAGCAAGAUCAAGCAGUGCAUUUGUGGAGGUUUUCUGGUGGUUAUCCUGCUAUGACAGAUGCAAUGGAGAAGCUAAAACAAAAUAAGGAAUACCUGGAAUUCCGAAGGGAAAGGAGCGCGAUGUUGCUGGCACGGAAGAAUCAAAUACUCUUGGAGUUCAGUUUCUGGAAUGAACCACAAGCCCGACCAGGACCUAAUAUUUAUGAGCUCAGGACAUACUAUUUAAAGCCAGGGACCAUGAUCGAAUGGGGUAACAACUGGGCUCGAGCCAUUCGGUUUCGCCAGGAAAACAGUGAAGCUGUUGGUGGGUUCUUUUCACUGAUUGGUGACCUCUAUGUAGUGCAUCACAUUUGGGCUUACAAAGAUCUUGAGUCCAGGCAUGAAACAAGGAAUGCAGCUUGGCAGAAGGCCGGAUGGGAUGAAUGUGUCUAUUAUACAGUUCCAUUGAUCCGGAACAUGGAAUCGAGGAUUAUGAUUCCACUAAAGGUCUCCACCUUACAAUGAUGAUGGAUUAUUUUACUUGGGUGCUGAGUUUCCACUUGGAUAUAAAGACUGCACAGAGUCAAUGUAGUCAUCAUUGAUUCCUCAAAUCUUAGCCAUCAAUAAAUAUGUAACCAUUCUUGUGGAGAGAUUGAUGUUUACCGGAUAUAUAGUAGCAGGCUGCACUUUAACCAAAUCACAGAAUUUACAUGUGGAAAAUCCUAUCUGUUCCCAAUGGGUGAUCAACCCCAGGACAAGGAUUAUAGAGUACCCGAUUAAUUACAUCCCAUUUAAGAAAGCUCCAUUAACUGUAAUGUUGGAUAAAUUCCACUUUUUCUAAUGUUCUGAUGUAUCAAUUUUCAGGUGUUUAUAUUGGCACUUAGAUAAACUACUCCCGAAUUAAAUUGCUGACAUUAUUUGUUGUUAAAAUUGACUAAAUGAGCCCAUUUGUCUAUCUCUAGGGACAGUGCAUCUUGUAGAAAAUCACGUGCUUUUCUAAUUUCUUUCUAAAUUCUAGUAACAUUUCACAACAAGUGAACAGCGUUCACUUCACAGGAACCUUUCUAUUAAUAUUCUGAAAUCAUGUGGGUAAUUUUGGAAUACACGAUACUUUAUAAAGUGGCAUCAGUCACUCACAACAUUAUUCCUCUUAGCUCUCCCUAAUUCCUUGAUACGGUCACUUUUUUAAUGGAUAUUUUAUACAAUUCUCCUUCCGAUUAGAUAGGAUGAUUAAUGUUCAAUGAUUCCAGGUGUUGACAUCGGAAAGCCAAACUACUGAAAAUUAAGGCACACAAAUUGGCUGAUGUUUGGUGACACUUGGUUCUGCAAUAAGUCAAGGAGCAUUUUUAAAAUUCUAAUUGAAGCUGCUUAUGUGACUGAUGCUAUUCUUUGAGUGAUUUUUUUUUAAUGUGAUGGGGACAUGGUUUUAAUGCAUCGGUUAUUGAGCGAAUCUUGAAUUAUUUCAAAAUCUGUUUACAGUUGAAGUUUUAACUGCCGUUAAUUUUUUUGUGAUUAAUGUUUGUGAUGUAUUUUUAAAAAUGUACAAAUUUUAAUUAUGUAACUAAUUAAAAGUAUACAUUUUGAGGUA
Messenger RNA from Amblyraja radiata (thorny skate), 2017 nucleotides. RefSeq names its product nipsnap homolog 1 (C. elegans) (gene nipsnap1). NCBI's taxonomy places the organism in Eukaryota, Metazoa, Chordata, Chondrichthyes, Rajiformes, Rajidae. The coding region runs from base 112 to 954 and encodes 280 amino acids. Gene Ontology annotation, cellular component: mitochondrion. The transcript is spliced from 10 exons. The record is from RefSeq and is a predicted model, not a curated record.